Messenger RNA from Olea europaea var. sylvestris, 1993 nucleotides. Its product is annotated as adenylosuccinate synthetase 2, chloroplastic. Gene Ontology annotation, biological process: IMP metabolic process; 'de novo' AMP biosynthetic process. Gene Ontology annotation, cellular component: cytoplasm. The coding region runs from base 112 to 1638 and encodes 508 amino acids. The record is from RefSeq and is a predicted model, not a curated record. Lineage: Eukaryota; Viridiplantae; Streptophyta; Magnoliopsida; Lamiales; Oleaceae. Gene Ontology annotation, molecular function: GTP binding; adenylosuccinate synthase activity. The transcript is spliced from 4 exons.
AUAUAAAAGCGUGAGCCACACUGCACUACCCUACUCAUAAUCUUCUGGCUAGAACCUCGUCACUUCUCUCUCGCCGGAAAAUAUCAAGCAUAAGCCAGCAACUACGCCGUCAUGGCCGCCGCUAUGAAUUUCUCAUCUCUCAGGUUCGAUUCGAAAACCGUUUUUUCCGGGCCCAACGACCUCGGCCGGUCCCAACUUCACUCUCAAAUUUUCCUCCACAACAAGCAGCAGUUGCAGAGGAAUUUUAUUGAUUUCAAGAAGUUCUUCGUUGUUUGCGCUUCCACGAACACCGGUUCUGCUGUUAUACAGGAGAAGGGAGUGAGCGAUUCUGACUCGGGACUGAGUCGAAUCGAGUCACUGAGUCAGGUAUCCGGCGUGCUGGGCUGCCAGUGGGGUGAUGAAGGCAAAGGAAAGCUCGUAGAUAUCCUCGCUAAGCACUUCGACAUCGUCGCUCGGUGUCAGGGUGGAGCUAAUGCUGGGCACACUAUUUAUAAUUCAGAGGGCCAAAAGUUUGCACUUCACCUAGUUCCUUCUGGAAUUCUGAACGAGGGAACUGUCUGUGUAAUUGGUAAUGGAGUAGUGGUCCAUCUGCCUGGACUCUUUAAAGAAAUUGACAGUCUUGAAUCUAAUGGUGUCUCUUGCAAAGGAAGGAUAUUGGUAUCUGAUCGCGCUCACUUGUUAUUUGAUUUUCAUCAAGAAGUUGAUGGGCUUAGAGAAGCUGAACUUGCUAAAUCUUUCAUUGGUACUACUAGAAGAGGCAUUGGACCUUGCUAUUCAAGCAAGGUUAUCAGGAAUGGCAUAAGAGUAAGUGACUUGAGGCAUAUGGAUACUUUCCCUCAGAAGCUUGAUCUUUUAUUGUCAGAUGCAGCUUCAAGAUUCCAAGGUUUUGACUAUGGCCCUGACAUGCUCAGGCAAGAAGUUGAACUGUACAAGAGAUUUGCUGAGAGGUUGGAACCCUAUAUUACUGACACCGUACAUUUCAUGAAUGAUGCUAUCUCUCAAAAAAAGAAGAUAUUAGUGGAAGGUGGUCAGGCAACCAUGUUAGAUAUUGACUUUGGAACUUAUCCCUUCGUAACUUCCUCUAGUCCAUCAGCCGGAGGAAUAUGCACAGGUCUUGGCAUCGCUCCUAGAGUUGUUGGUGAUCUUGUUGGUGUGGUCAAAGCAUACACUACAAGAGUUGGUUCAGGUCCAUUCCCAACAGAAAUUUUGGGUAAAGGUGGUGACCUACUUAGGUUUGCUGGACAGGAGUUUGGCACAACAACUGGUCGACCACGUCGUUGUGGCUGGCUUGAUAUAGUCGCACUGAAGUACUGCUGUCAAAUAAAUGGCUUCUCCUCACUUAACCUUACCAAACUUGAUGUCUUGUCAGAUCUUCCAGAAGUUCAGUUGGGCGUUUCAUACAAACAAAUUGAUGGAACACCAAUCCAAUCAUUCCCUGCAGAUCUUCGUGUUUUGGAGCAAAUCAAGGUGGGAUAUGAAGUUAUGCCCGGGUGGCAGUGUGAUAUUUCCUCCAUUAGAAAGUACUCUGAACUGCCAAAGGCUGCACGUCAGUAUGUUGAAAGGAUAGAAGAACUUGUUGGUGUACCCAUUCACUACAUUGGAACUGGACCUGGACGCGAUGCCCUUAUAUACAAAUGAAAAUCGGGCAUCUCUUGGCAUCUUGGUGCAAAUAUUCUCUAGGCAAUAAUUUAUGUUUUAUUUCCUGAGAACAGGAAACUCAAUUGGUGACCCAAAUUAGUGUAACAAUGUAUGUUGAUUUAGUCUCUGGAGGCUGAUUUUGAUUAUGAAUGCUAAUUUUAUUUUAUUGUUUUUGAAAAAUGUAUUGCAUUGGGCCUUCAAAGCAAAGCCCUGUAUGGAAUUCACAGGAGGAUUUUGGCAUCGUGCUAUCAGCUCUCAUGCUUUAGACAAGCCAGUUUAAAUGUUAUUCAAUUGUUUCUCGCCCCUGCACACAAUAAAUUCCGUUCAGAUUUGUCGAAGAAUAAAGCUUUUCCCA